Molecule: messenger RNA, 963 nt
Organism: Brugia pahangi
Lineage: Eukaryota; Metazoa; Nematoda; Chromadorea; Rhabditida; Onchocercidae
Source: the annotation of a GenBank genome assembly
AUGCAAAAGACUUCCUUAUCUGAGAUCAAUGUCAUUGUUUCAAAUUCUACAGAUGCAUUUUGUUUUAUGUUAGAAUUGCCUGGCGGUUCAAUCGUGCAAAGCACCUGCGAAAUGAAAUCUGAUUUUGCUCUUUGCGUUAAAAAUUCACAACCUGUAAAGACGGAAAAGAUUCUUGAUAUUUUGGGAACGGACAACGUCAUUAUCACUGAUCUGAAGCCAGAGACAACUCUGAAGGAAGUUGAUGAUUUAUCAUAUCUUGGUGUAGCACCCGAAGCAAAGCGAACCGUUAGAAUAGGAAAGAAUGUAUCAGUAAUGUUGCCGAAAAUAUUUUGUUAUUACCCAAAAAAUAAAUGUAAGACUGUUUCACCGGGGAAGAUUCUUCAGUUCACUCCUUGCUUGCAUGUCUUUUGCAAACAUUGCGUAGAACGGUGGAGAAACGCACGUAAGAUAAAACCAAAUUCAAAAAACUCAUGUGCCUCUCAGGAAAUUGUUUCACCUAUGAUUUGCCUUGCAUCGAAUUGUUUCUCAAUAUUCGAUGAAAGCUACUGUAGACGUUUGAAUUGGAAAUGUUGUGAGAGUCAAUUCUGCUGCCGACAACUUUCGGCAGUCUCAUUGGAAUGCUUGCCAUGUAAACAUAAUAUUUGUUCAACAUGUAUGGAAGAAUACAAAAUAUUGCCCAUUCCCGUUUGCCCAGCGGAAGAUUGUUCAGGAAAAGCAUCUGAGGUGGAUGAGUCCAAUCUGUGCGACGGUAUAUGUAAAAAAUACGUGGAAGAAGGCAAAUACAUAACGACAAGUUGCUGUCAAGCAAAAAUAUGCUCCGCUUGUUUCGAGACUAUUUCCGGUCGUAAAUAUUCAACAGGUACUGAUUUUGAUCAUUCCAAGUUGCUUGUUUUGAACAAUCUUAACAAGAUUUCAAUUAUUGAGGAUAUGCAAUACUUCACAAAUUUAUUGAUUCAUUUCUAG